Cucurbita maxima (winter squash) is the source of this 1299-nucleotide messenger RNA. RefSeq names its product desumoylating isopeptidase 1-like. NCBI's taxonomy places the organism in Eukaryota, Viridiplantae, Streptophyta, Magnoliopsida, Cucurbitales, Cucurbitaceae. Gene Ontology annotation, biological process: protein modification by small protein removal. Gene Ontology annotation, molecular function: peptidase activity. The coding region runs from base 193 to 1086 and encodes 297 amino acids. The record is from RefSeq and is a predicted model, not a curated record. The transcript is spliced from 4 exons.
ACUUUUCCAAUAAUAAAUGCGCUUCCAAGUUCUACCGAACAAAUUGUUCUCACGUUUUGCGUUUUCUAGCCAAGACAUCGCCUCUCUUCCGCGAUCUUGCUUCUCAGGUUAUCUGUCUCUUAUUCCUGCUCAUUUUGCUUCCUUGAGCAAUUGAAGAUAAUAAGAAUUAACUGUUGAUUAAACGCUGGAGUUAUGGCUGAGGUAAUGAAGACUAACGCCUUUAAUUCAUUUCAAUUUGUGGCUUGUGUUGUUUGGAAGCUUAUUAUGGGUCUAUUUCAGGAGGGUCAGAAAGUCACUUUGAAUGUUUAUGACUUGAGCCAAGGUCUAGCGCGGCAGCUGUCCACUGCAUUCCUUGGGAGACCCAUCGAGGCCAUAUGGCACACAGGAGUUGUUGUGUAUGGCAAUGAAUAUUAUUUUGGUGGAGGUAUUCAACAUGAUCCUGCUGGAAGAACCCCAUAUGGAAAACCGAUUCGGACGAUAGAUUUAGGAACGACCCAUGUUCCGAAGGACAUUUUUGAGACGUACUUGCAGGAAAUUAGUCCUCGGUACACAGCUGAAACCUAUAGUCUACUCUCACACAACUGCAACAACUUCAGUAAUGAAGUUGCACAAUUUUUAGUUGGUGCUACUAUUCCUGAUUACAUUCUUGACCUCCCCAACAUAGUUAUGAGUAGUCCCAUGGGCGCCCUCAUAUUGCCUAUGAUUCAGAACCUGGAAAAUACAUUGAAGGCAGGCGCAGUUCCAAUGGCCCCGCAGUUUAAUCCUACUUCAGUAGGUCGGUCAGUUCCAACAGCUAAUGUCCCUAGAUCAUCACCGUCGGGGUCGGGGUCGGGGUCAAAUAACACUAGAUCAUCAUCUGAUGCCAAGCCAAUUGAGAAGACAAUGGCUGCAGGGCCACAGAAGUCAAAAGCAAAUGGAACUGCUGAUCCACUUGGGGAUGCUCGUAGCAAGGUGCAGGAAGAAAUUGGGCGAGAAUUUGCAGCGAUCAUGGCAACUGGGACUCUGCGUGCGAGCGAAGCGGCAGCAUUGGCAACAAAAAGAGUGAUGCAGAAGUAUGGACAUGCUGCGGCCUUGUCACAGGGCUAGCUAGCUAAGCUAGUGCACAUUUUCAUUCAUUUUCAAUUGAAACGUUUACGGAUAAGAGGUGUAUUACUUGUGUGGGUUUUAAGAUGACCCAACACCAUUCAAAACCAUACGAGAAUCCAUGUCAUUCUGUUACUGGUAGUUGUAAAACAAACUUUCUUAGUCUGAUACCAGUUUCUGGAGAUAAAGAUUUAGAUCAUUUCGAUAAUAAUUCCA